AUAUUCAGUAUUAUGCAAGUGGCUUGGUUCAUAGAAGUGGUGCUGUUGCUAAACUUUGUGAAGAAAUUAUCUGGGCAGCUUAUCAACUACGAUUUUUCUUCAUUGCAAAAUACAAUCCCACAGCAUUUUGAAAGUGUUAUAGAAGCCUAUCUUUGUGAAGAUGUAGUUUUUCCAACAAAAACAGACAAAUCAUAUCAUAGCAAGAAUGGAGACACAACUGGUAGCGCACAAUGGCUAGCGUGUCUGGAUGCAAUUCCGACAAACAACUGCAGCUGCAUUUAUACCAAUACGAACUACGAGAUUGAACAUCGCCCUAUCGAUCCAGAAAUUACACUGAAAAUCCCGGGACUGUACGCCAAGAUACAAUGCUACGAAAGCUCUAACCACACUACUACGAUCGUCCCAUGUCCUGUUAUCAGCUAUUUCGGAAUGGAGCACAUAAAAGCAUUCUGGGUACAAAAUUAUGGGCAAAAUCUCGAACUUCUCAAAUUUCAGGAUAAUCUCAAUCGUAUGCCUUUUAGUUUACCAAGCCCGACAGUAACCGAUGUUUCCUAUGCCCGAUGGUUGGUUCUGCGAAGUCAUACAAGGAUUUUACGAUCAGUACUUUCCAGUUUUCAAGCGGUAAUCAAACUGGACCUUGGAGACAACCAAAUGUCUGAGUUGGAACCUCGCUUGUUUGCAAACCACAGUUGGCUUCGCUACCUGAAAUUGGAUCGCAACCAACUUCGUAACAUCACCCCGGACACCUUCCAUGGCGCUGAAAAUCUCCAGGAAGUAGAUCUUUCAUCCAACGUGUUUGCAUCGUUAGGUUCCGAUGUGUUUUCUCUACUGAAGAAGCUCAAAAUGCUGAAUCUUAGUUUCAAUCGACUCAGCGUCCUACCAGAAAAUCUUUUAUCCGAAAACAGGAAUCUUGAACAGUUCAUAUUAUCAAACAAUCAAGUUUCGCUACCAACUUUGCCGGAAAACCUACUGAACAAUCUUAUGGAGUUGAAGCGUGUUAUUCUUAGCUAUAACCAACUGAGCUCGAUACCGGAACAAUUUCUACGGGAUCAGUUGCGUUUGCAAGAUUUGAAUCUCGCACACAACAAACUGGAGAUGCUUCCCGAUGGAUUGUUUGAAAAUACAAGCGAAUUACGUACUCUACAACUGUCUCACAACCACCUGCAGAAUUUGUCAGCGAAUAUUUUUGUAUCGUUAGACAAACUAACCGUGCUCUGCGUCGAUAACAACUAUCUUCAUGUUAUCGAUCUACUCAUGUUUAGCCGAACCACCGCCUUGGAAGAAUUGUACAUGCAAAACAAUCAGUUUUCCUUUGAAGAGUGCUUGACUACGGAUGCCACCCCGUUCCGGUAUCUCAGUUCCCUUCGCAUCCUCAACUUACAAAACAACAAUAUCACAACCAUUUUCCACGACUGGAACAACAAAACCAUCGCGUUAAGGAAGCUUGACCUCAGCUACAAUCACAUCUCCGCACUAAACUACCGGAAUCUACUGUUUUCCUCUCCGGAGAUCACCGUCAAUAUUUCCAACAAUCGAAUUACGAAGAUCUCUGUCGAUGGAAUGGAUCGCGGCGACCCUUUGGACGGUGCCAGAAUCAAGGUGGAUGUUACGGACAAUCCACUGAACUGUGACUGCGAGAUUCUAUCGCUUGUCCAAUUCCUACAAACAAGUGAACCCCAUCCAAUACAGUUCGCAACCGAGCGUCUACGUUGUUGGGAACCGGAAGAACAUUCCGGAGUGAAACUAAUGUCGAUACGCUCGGAAAAGCUUCUUUGUCAACUCGACGAACCGGACUCGGGAAUCCACAGAUGCCCCGAGAACUGUAGUUGCUUCAUUCGUCCGGUGGAUCGUGGAAUCAUUGUCAACUGUACUCAGCGAGGACUUGUGGAGGUACCAUCGCUGCCCGUACCAACCAAGCUCGGGUUCAGUUUCCUUGUGUUACACAUCGAACACAACGAGAUCACCGGGUUACCGUCCGACGAUCUUCCCGGAUAUGCCGAUGUGGCCGAGCUAUACGUUCAAAAUAAUAGCCUUUUGGAAUUGUACCCGGAAAAUGUUCCGAUCAAGUUGCGUGUGCUGGAUCUAAGUAAUAACAAACUUACGACGAUGACCCAAUCAGUUCUGGAGAAGAUCAACCGUACUUCAAAUAUGCAGCUAUCUGGGAAUCCUUGGCGAUGCGAUUGUGAUGCAUCACUAUUUUUCAACUUUAUUCAACAAAAUGCAAGCAGACUGGGAAAUUUAGAAAAAAUAAUGUGUGAUGACGGUCGGAAGAUAUCCUCGAUCAUGGGGAGUACUCUAUGCCAUACAUCUAUGAUAUCCUAUAUCAUCAUUUCUUCAUUCAUUGCGACCGUGUUGAUUCUGAUGGCCAUGAUUGUAUGGUUCAAGUAUCAACUGGAGAUUCAAGUGUGGUUGUUCACGCAUAACCUAUGUUUAUGUAUUGUCUCGGAGAAGGAACUGGACAGGGACAAACUGUACGAUGCGUUUAUUUCAUACUCUCACAAAGACGAACAAUUCGUUACGGAUCACUUGGUGCCAACGUUGGAAAAAGAACCGAUGAGCUUUAAGAUUUGUUGGCAUGUCCGCGAUUGGAUGCCGGGAGAAAUGAUCCCAACACAGAUUGCGAAUUCUGUGGACGACUCGCGGCGAACAAUCAUCGUACUAUCGACCAACUAUGUGGACUCGAACUGGGGCCGGCUGGAAUUUCAAACCGCACAUCAAAACUCAAUGGCCGAGAAGCGACUGCGAGUGAUUGUGAUUAUCUACGAUGACAUCGGAGAUAUCGAACAGCUGGAUCCGGAACUGAAGGCCUACUUGAAAAUGAAUUCCUACGUCAAAUGGGGCGAUCCGUGGUUUUGGGACAAACUUCGAUAUUCUAUGCCGCAUCCGCCGACGGUCAAAGGGUUCAAGAGCAACGAAAAAAAAUCGCCGGUCCCGCUUGCCGAGUUUUGAUCCUACCUGCAAUGUGUUUUGUUUCCUUUAUCGGUUAUAGUUAACGCUCCUACCCGUACUGUAUUUUACAGUGUUGUGCUGCAUUUUCGACUCAAAUACUGCGUAAUGUUUUUUUUUCUCUCAAAUGUACUGUAUUUCAGUGUGUGCUGUAUUUUUUCAUUGAAAUGUACUGUAUUUUUCACAUCAAACAUUAAAUCCAGAGUUUUAAAUGUUUACCGCAUUGAAUUUUGAUUUGCCACAAUACAAAAUAUCAGAAAAAACAGUAACAACACGUAUGUCAUUUUCGCUUGAUGCCAAACCUAACCCA
Messenger RNA from Malaya genurostris, 3256 nucleotides. RefSeq names its product protein toll-like. Gene Ontology annotation, molecular function: protein binding; transmembrane signaling receptor activity. Lineage: Eukaryota; Metazoa; Arthropoda; Insecta; Diptera; Culicidae. The transcript has 3 exons. Gene Ontology annotation, biological process: immune response; toll-like receptor signaling pathway. Gene Ontology annotation, cellular component: membrane. The record is from RefSeq and is a predicted model, not a curated record. The coding region runs from base 13 to 2949 and encodes 978 amino acids.